UGAUUGCACAAGCAUGUGACACACCCACACUUUUGAUGAUUGUGUUGAUCAGAUUGAGGUCAAAACAAAGCCAUUUUACUUUUUAGUAGCUAGCAAAGAAAAGAAAUGAAGGCUUUACUGAUAUCAUUUGCUACACUCGUAUGCUUGGCCGUGAGCUGCCAUGCUCAGUGCUCAGGAGGCACCACUGACACCUGGGUAGACCAGCCCUAUCAAACAGACCCCAGCUCCCUGGAUGAUCCAAAUGGGACACCUGUUGGUUUUGAUAGUCUCGAUUUCCCCGGCAUCGAUGAACAGAAUGGACGAGAACCCUGUGUCCAAGUCACUUUCCCAUCAGGAUCGUUGGCAAUUCGAUAUCUCUACGUCUUGGUAGCCAGCCCUAUUGGCAGAGUCUGUGUUGGAAUUGAAGGGGAAACGGAGACUUCUUGUGGAGAUGCCGACUUUAGUUACUGUAUCUCUAACGUUGAUGGUAAUCCGAGAUUGGAGUUCUCUUGUGAUGCCUCCUGCGCUCAAAAUGAAUUUACCUUCCAGUAUCGAGUGGUCCUAGAAUCAAGAGCUGCUGACGAUGAAUUCUUCUGCAACAACAUCAAUGCAACGUUCCCCAGUUCCCUGCAAGUCUUACCCACUAACGCUGUGACCCUUGAUCCCAACCCGAGCCAGAGCCCCAACAAUGGAGCCACCAUCCUGUCCCCCCUCGUCCUCGGCAGUCUUCUACUUGUCACCCUACUAGCCAUGCUCUUCAUGCACUAACUGACAAUCUGUGUUAAUUAUGUAGUUGACCAUUAUUUUACUAAACUUGUUUUUAACUGUUGUCGUAGUUUGUUUUUGUGGCUGGAGCUUGUAACAGCAGGACUGACAAGUAUAGCUCUGUUUGCUUAUUUAUAGACUCUGAGUUUAAUUUUUUACUACAUGUCACAUAAUUAUUGCCAAAUAAUUUUUGUUGAUUUGUAUGCUAUAAUUAUGACUCCAAUUGUACAAAUAGUGAAAA
This is a messenger RNA of Halichondria panicea, 985 nucleotides long. RefSeq lists its product as uncharacterized. The transcript has 5 exons. Bases 106 to 747 code for a protein of 213 amino acids. The record is from RefSeq and is a predicted model, not a curated record. NCBI's taxonomy places the organism in Eukaryota, Metazoa, Porifera, Demospongiae, Suberitida, Halichondriidae.